Molecule: messenger RNA, 8214 nt
Organism: Catharus ustulatus (Swainson's thrush)
Lineage: Eukaryota; Metazoa; Chordata; Aves; Passeriformes; Turdidae
Gene: MAP3K1
Product: mitogen-activated protein kinase kinase kinase 1
Exons: 20
Coding region: 1745-5779 (1344 amino acids)
Biological process (GO): protein phosphorylation
Cellular component (GO): cytoplasm
Molecular function (GO): protein serine/threonine kinase activity; ATP binding; zinc ion binding
Source: RefSeq, a predicted model, not a curated record
UUUUCCACUUUUCAUCUUAUCCAAAAGUCACUCAAAACCUUGACAGCACUGGCCUUACUCAAAAGGCAAAGUAAUGUCUUAACAGGAGUGGUGACAGCACCUGUCUCCUUUCAGCUAUUUCUUACACUGGUGCCUCCCACUGUCACUCUAUUUUAUGUUUUGCCUUGUUCUUAGCUGCUUUCCAGAAAGUGUUUCACUCCAGUGUACAGGCACAUUCCUCAGUACCCUACUGCCACUCUGAUAUUUUCUUUGAAUUUCCUGUUUCCUUCUCCCUUGUUAGAGUCUUGGCACUCUAGGACAGCUGUCCCCUGGAGCUGUCAUACACACUGUAUGCACCCUCACUGCCUAGAUUAUUUUGUAUUAAAGAUAUGCUUUUCCUUCUCUGUAUUCUGUUCUGACCAAUUGCUAUUCAUUAGGAUAUUCCUCUUCAAUGUGAUGAGUAUUUAUAAAAUACCUGAAGUCAUCUUGUUCUGUUUAGAUGUCUUUAAAAGCAUAGGGUUUUGUGUGGUUAUUUUCUUUCCUUUUUCUGUAAAUGUGAUUUUAUGGCAGAGAGGAAUAUUUGGAAAGAUAUAAUAGAACACUAAUUUGCAUGCAAAUAAUUUCAUGCUGUGUCUAUAAAGUGGAUACUUUGUUAUCUUAUUCCCAUAAGUAACAUUCUCACUUUGUCAAUGCGUCUUGGUCUAAGAAUCUUCCCGAAAACUGUCUCUAAUUUAUAGCAGAGGCUUUAAAUAACCUUAAUGAAACUCAGAAUUAAUUUAUAUCUCUGAGUUGUACCUCACAAGAGAAUAUUAGAUGAUCUGUUUAUCCCAAAAAAACCAUACCUUCAAGAUGACAAUGAAUGCAACUGACUUUCUCACAUCUUCUUUCACUGAAAAACCUGCACAAGGACGAUUGUAGUGUGGCAUCUUGAUAGACCUCCUAAAUAAUUCAGUGUGACCUCAAGGCCUUACCUGUUGACUCUAUUCUGCAAGUAUAUAGAGUACAAAGGGUGUCCUCAGCUUUUUGUCUAGCGGGAAAACCUUUUCCUAUCUGCUUAUCACAUCCUCCAGCAAAGACACUACAUUUAGUCAGUCUCUGAUGUAUGUAUAUGUAAGGCAAGAAAGAAUCUGCUUCUGUUAGAAGGUAUUUCUCACUCAGCUAGUGCUCCAGAUCAAAUCACUAAUCUCAGCAAAUUAACCAUACUAAUAAUCAUUGCUGAGACGCUGAGUUAAUGUUACGCUUAGAUACCUGCCAAAUUCUGAGAAAUAAGCCUAAAAUAUUCAGCUUCACUGCUUUGAAGUGCAUGAGUUCUAAAAACCACAUCAUCCUGAAAACAACCUUGUAUGCGUAGCAAUAUUCAUUUUUCCUUGUCUCAUCUCAGAUCAGAAAGCAAAACCAUCCCAAUGUGGUGGAGUGACAAUCCCGACAAGUAGAAAAUUUACUUGAACCUCCCCAAGGUUCGGUCAUGUGAUGUCUCCUGCGUUUCUUCUCUCUCGCAGUCUCUCAGGAAACAGCCGCAGCGGUAGGUGUGCGCGGCAGGGUUUAAUCUCAUCUACAUGUGCAUUCCUGCGCACACAUGGAGACGAGUGUGCUCCGGCGGGACAUUAACGCUUCUCCGUCGUUUACAGACAUGGAGAAAUACCCGGGGACGGGUGGAGAGGCGCCGGCCAACUGAGGGCAGCCUGCAGAAGGACGCGCGGAGGCUACGAGCGAGGAUGCGCAUGUGAUUUCCUACUGACUCCAGAGAGGGACAACCAGUCGUGACAUGGAGAAUAAAGAAACCCUUAGGGGGUUGCAGAAGAUGGAUGACCGCCCAGAAGAGCGCAUGAUCAGGGAGAAACUCAAGGCAACGUGUAUGCCAGCCUGGAAGCAUGAAUGGCUGGAGAGAAGAAGCAGGAGAGGCCCUGUGGUGGUGAAACCUAUCCCUGGAAAAGUAGAUGGAUCAGAAAUGAACAAACUCUGUCUAGAUACUCAAGCUGAAGGACAGAACACUGCUUUGUCACCUACACAGAAAGGAAGACGUAGUCCUUCUCCUAGCAGUUCCUCUUCAUCAUCUGCUAGGACAGUUAAAUCUGAGUCACCAGGUGUUAGAAGAAAAAGGGUAUCUCCAGUGCCUUUUCAGAGCGGACGGAUAACACCACCGCGACGAGCCCCGUCUCCAGAUGGCUUCUCUCCGUACAGCCCUGAGGAGACAAAUCGCCGUGUCAACAAAGUGAUGCGAGCCAGACUGUACUUACUGCAGCAGAUAGGACCCAACUCUUUCUUAAUUGGAGGUGACAGCCCCGAUAACAAAUACAGAGUGUUUAUUGGACCUCAGACUUGUAGCUGUGGCCGUGGGACAUUUUGUAUCCAUCUGCUGUUUGUUAUGCUGAGGGUCUUUCAGCUUGAACCCUCAGACCCCAUGCUCUGGAGAAAGACACUGAAGAACUUUGAGGUUGAGAGUUUGUUCCAGAAAUAUCACAGUAGGCGUAGCUCGAGGAUCAAAGCUCCAUCUCGUAACACCAUCCAGAAGUUUGUCUCACGCAUGUCAAAUUCUCAUACAUUGUCAUCAUCUAGUACUUCUACAUCUAGUUCAGAAAACAGUAUGAAGGAUGAAGAAGAACAGAUGUGCCCAAUUUGUUUGUUAGGCAUGCUGGAUGAAGAGAGUCUAACUGUGUGUGAAGAUGGCUGCAGGAACAAAUUACACCACCACUGCAUGUCAAUAUGGGCAGAAGAAUGCAGAAGAAACAGAGAACCACUCAUCUGUCCACUUUGUAGAUCUAAAUGGAGAUCUCAUGAUUUCUAUAGUCAUGAAUUGCCAAGCCCUGUGGAUUCUUCUGUUCUCCGUGUGGUUCAGCAACAAUCUCAGCAGCAGCCUGCAGUUGGAUCACAGAGAAGAACUCAAGAUAGCAAUUUCAACCUUACUCAUUAUGGAGUCCAGCAGAUCCCUUCUACAUAUAAAGAUUCAGCUGAGCCAUGGAUUCAGGUAUUUGGGAUGGAGCUAGUUGGCUGCUUGUUUUCUCGAAACUGGAAUAUACGAGAGAUGGCACUUAGACGUCUUUCCCAUGAUGUUAGUGGUGCUCUGUUACUGGCUAACGGUGAAAGCACUGGAAACUCCGGAAGCAGCAAUGGAAACAACACAAGUGCUGGAGCUCUGGGAGCAGCUAGUGGGUCAUCUCAGACCAGUAUCUCAGGAGAUGUGGUGGUGGAAUCCUGCUGCAGUGUGCUGUCCAUGGUCUGUGCUGACCCUGUCUACAAAGUGUAUGUUGCUGCUUUAAAAACUUUAAGAGCCAUGCUAGUGUACACUCCCUGUCAUACUUUGGCAGAGAGGACUAAACUACAGCGACUUCUCAAGCCAGUAGUAGAGACGAUACUAGUAAAGUGUGCAGAUGCUAACAGUCGAACAAGUCAACUUUCAGUCUCAACGCUAUUGGAGAUGUGUAAAGGUCAAGCAGGCGAGCUGGCAGUUGGGAGAGAAAUACUUAAAUCUGGCUCCAUUGGUAUUGGAGGUGUUGAUUAUGUCUUAAAUUGUAUUCUUGGAAAUGAAAUUGAAUCUAGCAACUGGCAAGCACUGCUGGGACGACUUUGUCUAAUAGACAGACUUCUGUUGGAAUUUCCUGGUGAAUUUUACCCCCAUAUUGUCUGUGGAGAUGUCUUGCAGGCUGAUACCGUAGUUGACAGGUAUAAGAAACUUCUCUCCCUCUUAACUUUCGCCUUGCAGUCAAUUGACAAUUCCCACUCAAUGGUUGGCAAACUGUCACGGAGAGUAUUUUUAAGUGCAGCAAGAAUGGUAGCAAGAGUGCCCCAUAUUUUUAUAAAGCUGUUAGAUAUGUUGAGUGUGACAAGCUCAACUCAUUAUGCAAGGAUGCGUCGACGUCUGAUGGCAAUAGCAGAUGAAAUGGAAAUUGCAGAAGCCAUUCAGUUAGGCAUGGAAGAAAUGCACUCUGGGGAAUGCCGACAUGAAGACUUUUUACAGCUACCCGUGCCAGAUAACUCUCCAGAAACUACAGAAAAUAAUACUCCUAAUAAUACUGUGCAGUUAUCAGGGAAAAGUGGGAAAGGUCUGAGUGACAGAAAACUGAGUGCCAGUCCAGACGACAUUUCUGAGAUCCUAGGUGGCCUUGCUGUGGGACUUCCUGUUUCAUCAGUAACCACUGAGCAACCAAAACCAACCAUUCAAACAAAAGGAAAACCCCAUAGUCAGUGUGUGAACUCCCCUCCCUUAUCCAGUCAUUCCCAGUCACUAUUCCCAACACUUAUGUCUCCAUCAAACCCAUCUGUACCAGCUGGCCCUGUAACAGAUGUCUCUAAACUCAGACCUCAGGGAUUUGUUCCCUGCAAAAUCCCCUCACCUUCUCCUCAAACACAGCGGAAACUUUCUCUCCAGUUUCAGCGAAACUGUAAUGAAAAUAAAGAAUCUGAGAAACUUUCUCCUGUUUUUACCCAAGCCAGGCCAUUGCCAUCCAGUCACGUACAUAGGCCAAAGCCAUCACGACCCACCCCAAGUGAUGUGAACAAGCAAGGAGAAACCUUAAAAAGCAGUAUGACACUUGACCUGAAUGAUAUUUCACAGUGUGAUGGCAAUAGCAGUGCAGUUAUACCAAGUGAAGAGACUGUGUUCACACCAGUAGAUGAAAAGUGCCGGCUGGAGGUUAAUGCAGAGCUGAAUUCCAGUAUUGAGGACCUACUUGAGGCUUCCAUGCCAACGAGUGAUGGCACAGUUACAUUCAAGUCUGAAGUUGCAGUUCUUUCUCCUGAGCGGGCAGAAAAUGAUGAUACUUACAAAGAUGAUGUAAAUCAUAAUCAAAAAUGCAAGGAAAAGAUGGAAGCUGAAGAGGAGGAAGCUUUAGCUAUUGCUAUGGCAAUGUCAGCAUCUCAAGAUGCCUUGCCAGUAAUUCCCCAGCUACAGGUCGAAAAUGGUGAAGAUAUCAUAAUCAUUCAGCAGGAUACACCAGAAACCCUGCCUGGACAUACCAAAGCAAAACACCAUUACAGAGAAGAUGCAGAAUGGCUUAAAGGUCAACAAAUUGGUCUUGGAGCUUUCUCUUCCUGUUACCAAGCUCAAGAUGUGGGAACAGGGACGUUAAUGGCUGUAAAACAGGUGACAUAUGUUAGGAACACAUCAUCUGAGCAAGAAGAAGUGGUUGAAGCACUGAGGGAAGAAAUAAGGAUGAUGAGUCAUCUGAACCAUCCUAAUAUUAUUCGAAUGUUGGGUGCUACAUGUGAGAAGAGCAACUAUAACCUCUUUAUUGAAUGGAUGGCAGGGGGUUCAGUUGCUCAUUUGUUAAGUAAAUAUGGAGCCUUCAAAGAAUCGGUUAUUAUUAAUUACACAGAACAACUGUUACGUGGCCUUUCUUACCUCCAUGAGAAUCAGAUAAUCCAUAGAGAUGUUAAAGGUGCCAAUUUGCUGAUUGACAGCACAGGUCAUCGAUUAAGAAUUGCUGAUUUUGGAGCUGCAGCCAGGUUGGCAUCAAAAGGAACUGGUGCUGGGGAAUUUCAGGGACAGUUGUUGGGAACUAUUGCAUUUAUGGCACCAGAGGUCCUGAGAGGUCAGCAGUAUGGAAGGAGCUGUGAUGUGUGGAGCGUUGGCUGUGUUGUUAUAGAAAUGGCUUGUGCUAAACCUCCUUGGAAUGCAGAGAAACACUCCAAUCAUCUUGCUCUGAUAUUUAAGAUUGCUAGUGCAACUACUGCUCCAUCAAUCCCUACGCAUCUGUCUCCGGGCUUGAAAGAUGUGACUCUUCGGUGUUUAGAACUUCAACCUCAGGACAGACCCCCUUCCAGGGAGCUGCUGAAACACCCAGUCUUCCGUACUACAUGGUAGCUACUUGUUUGUAAGGCUGAAAUACUGAAGAAAAUGCUACUGAACAUACAAUAACUGUCUUGCAGUGCAGUUAAGGGCAGCAAAUUAUGUAAUUCUGUUGGCCUUAAUGAUAGAUACAUCAAGAGCAUAAGGCCAGUGGAGGACCCUACCUAAGUAUGUGAUUGACAAAUCAAGAUCUUUACCUAAGCUCAGUAUGCAACAUUUGACAAUUCAUGCAGAAUUUAUAAACUGUGCCUUUUCAAACAUCUGGCUAUAUGUUAAAAUAAAAAUAUUUUUCCUUAAAUCUGCAUGAUUAUUUAGCAGGUAAGUGAUUUUUAUUUUAUUUAGAGCACUUUUUCAGCAGUAUUAGAAGCUGAGAGGCUCGAGAUCUAUUUUAAUAUAGCAAUCACUGUUCAAUUUCACAUGUAGAUGCUCUGCAAUUAGUAAGUUUUCAGUACUGGUUAAAAGGGCAUUCUGUAUCUGUCCCUUUUAAUUACAUUAUGUUCUCUGAGUAACAAAUCCAAAUAUUGGUGGAAACUUUAAAAAAAGCAUUUGCCUUCCUAUAAAGUAAGAGCAGGCACUCAUGGUUCACUGUGCAUUUACUGCUGGCCAUGUAAUUUCUUUUGAAAUCAAAGUUUGUUUUCUUUGUAUUUUUAACUUUCUGAAAAGGGGAUAUUUUAAAAUAGUCUUUAGAAAAAAAGAUGCAAGCUGUGUCAUGGAAUAUUUUCCUGACACAAAGAGUUUUAAAACCAGAUUUGCUGGAAAUCUGGGAUAAAAUGCCGCCUUCAACAAGGAUAUGUUGAAGGCUCUGAUAGUAUAGGUUAUUUAAUAAACAAGAUUGUUCUGUAUAAAGCGACUUAGUCUGAACCAUGCUAGAAGUUGUUGAGCCUUUUUUCAUAUAGCAGUUUCUUCUGGCAAAUCGUGUAGAGAAGUGUCAUGUCAAAGGCCCCCCAAACCCAGCUCCCAUUAAAGUUUUUAUGGGAGACUUUGGCAUGUACUUCAGUGUGAGCAGGUGCCAAAUGAGCAAAUCUCAUUCUUUGUGUAAAGAAACUGAGGUUACAUUCUCUACUGAUAACAAGUUUUACCUGCUGUUUUCCUUCUGCCGUACAUCAUCUAUUUACUGUAGCCAUUAGUGAUAAUUUAAUUUGAAAAUGUUAAAAAUAUUACCAUAAGAAAGGUAUUUAUUUUAACAAGAAACAAACUUGGACUUGAAGAUCAAGAUAAAGUAAAAUGUGAAGUAAAGCUUCACCUGUAGUGCAAAACUUGUUGGUUUUUAGGAGCUGUGGGGGUUUUUUUUAAACAGGUUUUUAAAAUUAUUUUAAAGGCAGGUUUUUAGAUUCUGAUGCAUGUAAUUCUGAAGGAAAAUGGCAGCUUUUUCUUUUGCUUUUUUAAAAAUGGGGAUCUUUUUUAAUCUAAUAAUGAUUGUGUUUAAUCCAUUUUGAAAAAAAAUACUGUUCAUGUUAUAACUCUUCAGAAGCCAGUUGGAUUGUUGGACUCAAAUAGAAUUGGUUAUUUUCAAAGACUCAGGACAAACUAAAUAAGCUAUAGUACCUUAAAAGUGUAUAAUACAAAUUGGAAACAAGACAUCUUAAAGAUAAGUUUACAUGAAUGAUAGUGCUCAUACUAAUAAAAAAAAAAAACAAAACCCAUGUCAUUAGUUGUGAAUGUGUUUCUUUUGGAAAUUUUACAUUCCUUUGUUUUUGAAGAUUGGCAGACUUUGAAGAGUUAAAAAGAUAAUACCGAAAUGUGAAGUUUGGUAGCUCUGUUUUGUACUUGACUUUUUUUUUGACCACUUUAGAAUUUCUCAUUCUAAUAAGAUUGUUUCCAAGUCUUUCUUAUGUGCAAGCUUUAAAGGAUGCACUCUUGCCAAUUCAUGUACUGGAAGAUCAGUUGUCAGAUUAAUACUGUUUCUGGCAGAAAUGUAAACUGUAUAAACUGAUGAACCUCAGCUAAUCAGUAUUACUAUGUAGAUCACCAUGCCUACCACAUUUCAAACUCAAACUGCCUCUUAGGUGUCCAAAUGCAUUUGUUUGAGUUUGCAUUUCCCUCGGCUUGCUGGUAAUUGUGGUGUUUUUAAAAUGGAGAUGUGAUGUAAUAUUCUUAUUUUCUUUGGAUCAAAGCUGGACUGAAAAUUGUAUUGUGUAAUUAUUUUUUGUGUUCUUAAUGUUAUUUGGUACUUAAGUUGUAAAUAACGUCUACUGCUGUUUAUUCCAGUUUCUACUACCUCAGGUGUCCUAUAGAGUUUCUUCUACCAAAGUUCACUUUCACAAUGAAAUUAUAUUUGCUAUGUGACUGAUUCCUAAGACUUCCAGGGCUUAAGGGCUAACUUCUAUUAGCACCUUACUGUGCAAGCAAAUUUUACAGAAAUCUCUGGGUUAAGAAAUUUGGCUUCAUUGUAUCCUUUGUUAUUUUAAAUAUAUCAAGAUAUUUUAAUUAAAAGUUUUUACCCCAUUGAA